Molecule: messenger RNA, 1059 nt
Organism: Fopius arisanus
Lineage: Eukaryota; Metazoa; Arthropoda; Insecta; Hymenoptera; Braconidae
Exons: 4
Coding region: 105-926 (273 amino acids)
Source: RefSeq, a predicted model, not a curated record
CUACUUUAGUCAAUCCUCUUUGUCUCCAUCGAUCAUUAAUUGCAACAAAGUGUUGAUUAUUCCUCCUGUUUAUUCAUUGUUGAUUAAUUAUUGAUCUGAUUAUAAUGCCAAAGAAUAAAAAGCGGAAGGGUUAUUCUCAACUGAGAGAGAAGAAUGCAAAACUGAAAAAUGGGGUGGAGGCAACAAAAUCGUCGGUCAAAAAACCCUUGAAAAAUAUUAAUGGCUCAGGGGAAGAUUCUCGAUCUCAUACCUCUGAAGAUGUCGAGAUUAUUGACAGACAGAGAGAGAUAGCAACGACUGCAUCUCAGAAUCAUAAUGACGUGAACAUGAACGAUAACGAUGUGGCAUACGCCAUGAAGGCUGUGGAUCAGAACAUGCACAAAUUAUUUGAUCGUAUCAGGUAUUCUGAAGAUGCUGUUUCAACUUUACCUGACAGAUCUUGGGCGAUUCACUGUACAGAGCUUCCAGUUAAAAGGAUUGUUAUCAGUGAAAUGAUAAUGCAUAAUAUCGGUGGCUCUGGAUUAGAGCCUUUUUACAUUAAACAGAUUGUUUUCGAUGAGAAGCUAAACUUCGAAAUCUUCCUCUUGAACUCGCGAACGGUCUUAAAAGACAAGCCCUCGUCGAUCUGCAGUAUGGAGGACUUCGAGGCCCUUCUAGAUCACGUCCAAAGUCUGAAAUUGUGCUCAGGAGGUCCUGAUCAUGAGCAAUACAGUCAUUUAACUCCUGAGUGCGCUUAUAAGGAUCCAACAAACAAAUGGCGUCACAAUCUGUGCACUCUCGAAGUAAGUGGCUGCGAAACCUGCGAUUCUUGUCAAUCCUUGGAGGAAAUUCUUAAGCGUCAUGCACAAAGAGUCAAGCCGUCUGUUAAGCACAAAAAUGUAAUCAUGUCUAGCAGGAAGCGUCCAGGCCAAUCCAAGGACACGUAGAACUCCAGUUAUAUACUCUGUGAUGCAUUUGAGCAAAUUAUUACCUAAUUCAGAUUUUUUUAAUGUACAUAAUAUUUGUUUCGUCAUUUCUUCCACAACGAAAAUGUAAAUAAAAAUUAAUGCUCGUUGAAAA